Molecule: messenger RNA, 1514 nt
Organism: Siniperca chuatsi (mandarin fish)
Lineage: Eukaryota; Metazoa; Chordata; Actinopteri; Centrarchiformes; Sinipercidae
Gene: serpina10b
Product: serpin peptidase inhibitor, clade A (alpha-1 antiproteinase, antitrypsin), member 10b
Exons: 5
Coding region: 125-1405 (426 amino acids)
Biological process (GO): negative regulation of endopeptidase activity; blood coagulation
Molecular function (GO): serine-type endopeptidase inhibitor activity
Source: RefSeq, a predicted model, not a curated record
UUGAUGGUUCUUGUGACAUUACUGGAAAAGAAAAACACCCUUAACUCUAUUUGGAACAACACAACAUGCGUGGUUAAUAUGUAACGCUCAGAGCACACUUGCACUUUGUUUCCCCAAAUAAUAGAUGGAGCUUUCAGACGUAAUCUUGCCCAAGCUGAAUGGUUGUGCACCCAAACCUUCUCAGACUCAAAGUAUGGUUGUACACAAAGUGAAGAUGGGAUUUAUUUUCAUUGUAACCUACAUGUGCUUCCUUGCUCCUGUCCACCACGCACACCCUCCAAACGCCACCAUCUCAGAUCUUUCCUUCAAAAAUAUGGACUUUGCCAUGAACCUUUACAGAAAAAUAUCCAGCUACCAUGACAAGAACAUCUUUUUCUCACCUCUGAGCAUCUCUACCAGCUUUGCUGCUCUCUUAAUGGCUUCUGAUGGUGUCACACACGGGGAAAUACUGAAAGGACUCAACCUGGAGCAGCUGGAGCAGCAUGACCAGCCAGAACUUAUCCCAAAACUCUUUCAACUCCUUAAUGAGAACAUCACACUGAAUGGAAAACUGAAACUGGACCAAAGCAUGGCCCUCUUCAUGCGCCAGCAGUUUAGGGUGGAGAAGAUAUUUGAGGACCAAAUCAAGAAGUUUUUUGACGCGGACAUCAAAAGUCUAGACUUUGCGGACACAAAAGGGAGUAUCCACUUCAUCAAUGAGUAUAUCAAGCACAAGACGGAGAACAAAGUGACUGAGAUGAUUUCCACCCUGGAUGCACUGACCCAGCUCAUGUUAAUCAACACAAUUUUCUUCCAGGGCACCUGGCAGAUACCUUUCAACCCAAAUUUCACUGAAAAUGCACCCUUCUACAUUGACAACUAUAGCAUUGUGGAAGUUCCAAUGAUGUUUAAAGAGGAUAAGUUCUACACAAUGGACGACGUUCCUCUUGGAGCCAGAGUGCUGAAGCUACCAUACCACGACGGUGUUUCCAUGCUUAUCCUGCUACCCAACAAAGGCAUGGACUACACUGCAGUUGAUGAUGAGAUCACUGCUGAGAGGUUCCUCAGCUGGAUCAGAAAGCUGCAAAAAAUCAAACUGGAAGUCAACGUUCCCAAAUUCAAAAUGGAGGAGUCAUAUUCCUUGCACAACCUUCUACCAGAUAUGGGCAUGGCCAGUAUCUUCAGUUCUUCAGCCAAUUUGACAAAGCUGAGUAAGGACGGUGGCCUCAAAGUGUCAGAGAUGCUGCACAAGGCUGUGAUUGAGGUGGAUGAGACAGGGACCACUGCAGCAGCUGCCACAACAAUUGGCAUCAUUCCAUAUUCCUUACCCAGGACCUUCACUGUCAACAGACCAUUUUUCUUCUUCAUAUACCAUGAAGACACAAAUUGUCUGCUAUUCAUGGGCAGGGUGAUCAACCCCACCUAAUACUAGCAGUCAUGACUGUACUGUUUGAGCUCUGAAGUGUUGUCUUGUGCUGGUCUGUUCUGUAAGCCUACCUAUAUGUGAUACCAAUUAAUAAAGAAGUGUGCCUUUC